Molecule: messenger RNA, 981 nt
Organism: Parathielavia appendiculata
Lineage: Eukaryota; Fungi; Ascomycota; Sordariomycetes; Sordariales; Chaetomiaceae
Exons: 1
Coding region: 1-918 (305 amino acids)
Source: RefSeq, a predicted model, not a curated record
AUGGCCAGGAGCACACCAGCGGUGCCGCCCUUGCGCCAGAUACCUCUUGUUACCGUUCAAGGGACACCGACAAGUGAAAGUGCUGACGAGAAAAUAUCAAAAGAGUCCCUCCGAGUCAUCGACACUGCAGUCGAGAACAAGGCUCUUCGUCCUGUACAAGUACAUGACGGCUUAAGGAGCUCUCCGCCUCGAAGCCUGACCAACGGGCACAUCUUCAAGCUGUAUACUGGCCCCUUUUUCGACACAACUCUAUCUGAGGGGGAAUCCGGUCCUUGUCACAACACUGAGCAUGCCAUUAACCAUGCCAACUUCCCUCCCAAGUCACCAACCAACCUCGAGACGCCUCCGUCAAACUCCCGCCUGGAACUCGCCACCCUGGCGAUCCGCGCCGUCCCCAAGGUCAUACUAACGCACCGGCCACGCCGACAAAUCCCGUCUUCACCACCCCGCUCCCUUCCAGUUAGACAUGAUGAACCCGCUCCCUCCUCCUCCUCCUCAUCAUCCUCAUCCCCUCCCAACUUUUCCAAAUCCCUCCUCCUCCACCAUCCACAAACCCAACACAGAUACCCGCACUACAGCUCACCGCAAGCGGCACUCCUCCUAAACACCCUCCGGUCCUACCUACUCCUGCCCACAACAACAACCGGCACCGGCACCGGCACCAACAGUCCAGAAAGCCCGGGUGCCCCAGCAGCAGCCGAGGUGCUAGCAGGCCUCCUUCUGAAAUGGCCGACGCUGCGGCACAACCUCGCGCGCCGCAACCCCGGGCUCGCCGCGCAGAUCAACGUGCUGGACUGGCGCGGGAUCGAGGCUGGUCUGCCUGAGGGGUCGUUUACCCGGAAGCUGGUUGAGGAAUGGAUCUACUGUGGUGAUGCUGGGUCGGGCCUGUUUGGGGAGUGGGAGUGGCCUUGGGAGUGAAGUGAAAGUGAUACCUGGAGGCGAAGGGGUGGGUGUGGGAUCUGCGGGGAAGGGAAUGUUAAG